Molecule: messenger RNA, 273 nt
Organism: Parnassius apollo (apollo)
Lineage: Eukaryota; Metazoa; Arthropoda; Insecta; Lepidoptera; Papilionidae
Source: the annotation of a GenBank genome assembly
AUGGCGUCCUCAAACGGUAAAGAGAGCGCCAAAAUAACGGCGUCAAUAGACAGUUUGAAAAUAUCGAGCAAAACCACUUCCGUUGGUUCUUCGAAGCAUGCUUCAUCGGAAUCUGUAUUGUCUAAAAAGGAUAAGGAAUGUCUGCAAAUGCAGGAGUGCAAAAAGAAACUUCUGGCUAUGGAACCGCAAAUCAUCAUACGAGACGAAAACGUAGUGCUAAGGUCUCCCCCACAAAAGAAGAUUGUGAUGCCGCCGACGAUUAAUCCCGAGUGA